GGUGGAAGGCAUCAGUAUGGUGGAUCGCUUGGUGAAAGCCUAGAGCUUUUCCUGGAUCAAGCCAGGUUGUUCUUUGAAGCUAAGAACAUAGCCUACACGCAUGAUGAUAACCGCAAGCGUGUACUCGCUAUCAUGGUCUCUAACCUAACCGGACAAGCGGCUGCGUGGUAUGUCACACAGGAACAUGAAAUCGUGGACAUCACAGCGCUCGCUGCGGCUCUGCGCCGCGAGUUCAUCCCGCCUGAUCUGCAAGAGCGUCUGCGCGACUCUCGGUACCAGCUAAAACAGCGUGAGUGUCGUGACCUCGCCGAAUAUGUCACUAAGUACCGACAGCUCAUCAGUCGUGUCAAAGACAUGGGCGAGCUUGACAAGAUUCUGCUUUUCACCCGCGGUCUCGUGUCGCAGACACGAGCCGAGGUUGUGUAUCGUCGGUGCAGCACUGUGCACCAAGCUAUUAACGUGGCUAUGGAGUACGCGCGUGCACACCCUAUCCAGUGUGCAUGGACCUCGCGGGUUUUCCCGAUUGGCAGUUCAACGAACCCGGGCCACGAAUAA
Molecule: messenger RNA, 555 nt
Organism: Phytophthora infestans T30-4
Lineage: Eukaryota; Oomycota; Peronosporomycetes; Peronosporales; Peronosporaceae
Exons: 1
Source: RefSeq, a predicted model, not a curated record